Molecule: messenger RNA, 2169 nt
Organism: Theobroma umbraticum
Lineage: Eukaryota; Viridiplantae; Streptophyta; Magnoliopsida; Malvales; Malvaceae
Product: calcium-dependent protein kinase 10-like
Biological process (GO): protein phosphorylation
Molecular function (GO): ATP binding; calcium ion binding; protein kinase activity
Source: RefSeq, a predicted model, not a curated record
AUGGGAAACUGUAACGCAUGCGUUAGACCGGACGACAUCCCUGAAAGUAAAACGAACCGGUCCGAACACAGCCAGAGAGGUAAGAAAAAAACCCGGGAAAGGAAACCGAACCCAUACGCCGAGAAAGUCCCCUCGCCGGCUCCGAUCCGAGUUCUAAAAGACGUGAUUCCACUUAGUCACCGAACUCGAAUAGGCGACAAGUAUAUCCUCGGACGCGAACUCGGCCGAGGGGAGUUCGGAAUCACCUACCUCUGCACGGAUAGGGAAACUCGAGAAGCCCUCGCGUGCAAGUCAAUCUCCAAGAGGAAACUCCGAACAGCCGUCGACAUCGAAGACGUCCGACGCGAGGUUGCCAUAAUGUCAACGUUGCCGGAACAUCCGAAUAUUGUGAAGUUGAAAGCGACAUACGAGGACAACGAAAAUGUCCAUUUGGUUAUGGAGCUUUGUGAAGGAGGGGAAUUGUUUGAUAGGAUAGUAGCGAGAGGGCAUUACACGGAGCGCGCGGCGGCGAACGUGGCGAAGACGAUAGCGGAGGUGGUUAGGAUGUGUCACGAGAACGGGGUUAUGCAUAGAGAUUUGAAGCCGGAGAAUUUUUUGUUUGGGAGUAAGAAAGAACACGCGCCGCUAAAAGCGAUUGACUUUGGUUUGUCUGUGUUUUUUAAGCCUGGGGAGAGGUUUUCAGAGAUUGUGGGGAGUCCAUACUAUAUGGCUCCUGAGGUUUUGAAACGAAAUUAUGGACCGGAGGUUGAUGUGUGGAGUGCGGGAGUGAUCCUUUACAUUUUGUUAUGUGGGGUUCCUCCCUUUUGGGCAGAGACUGAACAGGGUGUUGCUCUUGCAAUUUUGAGAGGGGUCAUUGAUUUUAAGAGGGAACCUUGGCCUCAGGUUUCCGAGAGCGCCAAGAGUCUUGUUAGACAAAUGUUAGAACCAGAUCCUAAGAAGCGGUUGACUGCUCAACAGGUGCUUGAACAUUCCUGGUUGCAAAAUGCAAAGAAAGCUCCAAAUGUUCCAUUAGGAGAUAUUGUGAGAACAAGGCUCAAGCAGUUCUCUGUGAUGAAUAGAUUCAAAAAGAAGGCGUUGCGGGUAAUUGCAGAGCACUUAUCUGUAGAAGAGGUUGAAGUAAUCAGAGAUAUGUUCACAUUGAUGGAUACCGACAAUGAUGGAAAAGUUUCAUAUGAGGAGCUGAAGGCUGGGCUUCGAAAGGUCGGUUCACAAUUAGCUGAACCAGAGAUCAAGAUGUUGAUGGAAGUGGCUGAUGUUGAUGGAAACGGGGUACUAGACUAUGGAGAAUUUGUAGCAGUGACAAUUCACUUGCAGAAGAUGGAGAAUGAUGAGCAUUUCCGCAGAGCAUUUAUGUUCUUUGACAAAGAUGGGAGUGGAUAUAUUGAACUGGAUGAGUUACGGGAAGCCUUAGCUGAUGAAUCAGGUGAAGCUGAUGUUGAUGUGCUGAACGAUAUCAUGCGUGAAGUUGAUGCUGACAAGGAUGGUUGUAUCAGUUAUGAUGAAUUUGUUGCCAUGAUGAAAGCUGGUACUGAUUGGAGAAAGGCAUCAAGGCAGUAUUCGAGAGAGAGGUUCAAGAGCUUGAGUCUUAACCUGAUGAAAGAUGGUUCUUUGCAGCUCCAUGAUGCGGUUACUGGCCAAGCUGUUGCUGUUUGAGCUAUAUAUGGGACCUAUGACUUUGUUAAGCUUGUGCCUGCUGGAUGUUUCUCUCACCCUUUUGUUGUCGAUAAAUGAUUGUAUAUCUGGAAAAAUAGCAGACGGGUGGCUUCACAGAGUGGCAUUUAGGUUUAACAAUGAGCUCUUGGAGGCAGACAGAAUAUUCUUUGAUAACAUGUUGACAUGGCUGGCUUUGGUUGGUGUUUUGCUGCAUGGAAGUGUGGAUUAAUCCGUUAGAGUGGUUAGCAGAUGGUAGCAUGUGAAGGCAUGUCCAUGUAUAUUUGUUCGUGUCAUGUUGUUUGAUGAUUUACCUGGUAUUAUUUUAUUUCCAUUUUGUGCAGAAUCUAGUAUAGGGUUGUUCAUAAGCAAUGUGAGUCUUUGGAAAAAUAUUCCCAAGGUUUGUUAUCCCAUCCAUUUGUGGUCUAAUUUUCUCAUGUAAAAGCUCCUAUUGUUUGUUGGAAAAGGAAACUGAGAGAGACAGAAGAAAGGGUUGUUACUUAUUGAUGUUGUGAUCAA